GAUACAUGUCGUGACAGUCAGUGAACUACCAAAAAUGUUUGUCAAACACAUAAUUAAGUUAACACUAAUCCUAUGGGCCGUUAGCCUAUGGGCGCCGCCGCUCUGCCAGUGCUAUACGGGUGUGGCCGAUGAGGUGCGGCAAUUGUCGGGCCUUACAUUUCCAAUCAAUUAUCGGCACUAUUCUGGUUACCUGAACGCCACGGAUGACCGACACUUACACUACUGGUUCUUUGAGAGCCAAUCGUCACCCAAAUCAGAUCCGGUGGUUCUGUGGCUCAAUGGCGGGCCCGGAUGUUCCAGCGUAUUGGGCGCACUCACUAACAAGGUCCAUUGCACGUGGACCCGAACGGGC
Messenger RNA from Medioppia subpectinata, 352 nucleotides. NCBI's taxonomy places the organism in Eukaryota, Metazoa, Arthropoda, Arachnida, Sarcoptiformes, Oppiidae. The record is from the annotation of a GenBank genome assembly.